Molecule: messenger RNA, 1824 nt
Organism: Dicentrarchus labrax (European seabass)
Lineage: Eukaryota; Metazoa; Chordata; Actinopteri; Moronidae
Exons: 2
Coding region: 716-1741 (341 amino acids)
Source: RefSeq, a predicted model, not a curated record
GAACUGAAACCGAACCGCUCCAACGUCUCAGAUCCAGACUGAGAAUAUCUUCAGAAACAUAAUCAAUAAUAAUCAAGGAAAUAUUAAAUAAAUAGAAUAAUGCUCAUAAGAACUGGAGCUAUAGGAGUGGUUGUUGGGUUCGUGUGUGUGUGUGUGUGUGUGUGUGUGUGUGUGUGUCUGUGUGUGUGUGUGUGUGUGUGUGUGUGUGUGUGUGUGUGUGUGUGUGUGUGUGUGUGUGUGUGUGUGUGUGUGUGUGUGGAGCUGCCUGUAGACAUUAUUCUGGUUAAUUAAUGUAUUGAUUAAUGAUUGUUUGCUGUGUGAAAUAGUGUGUUUAUAUAUAUAUGCAGUUUAUUCUGAAAGGAAACAGGAAAUCAUCCCAUUGAUAAAGAGCAGCCAGUGAUUGAGGAGGAACACUGAGAGUCAAUCACACUAUGAAUAUCAGCAUCAGAUCAAUAUGUUCUUCUGUUCCCCAUCCAUCCAUCCAUCAGACUCUGUUUAUUGAUAAAGCUGCAGAUGGAAACAACAAAGAGACACAAACAAAACAACAACAGCAUCAGAAUUAAAAGAUAAAGUCAAUAAUCAAUUAAAAUCAAUAAAUAUGAUCAGAUCUUUGUGGGUUCAAUCAGGUGUCUGCUGUCAACCAGCAGGUGUGACAUUAAUCAAUAAUAAUGAGGCUAAUGAGAGUAGUAAUGGCUCUGCAUUGUAAUCUCAUUACAUGUUGCUGUGUGGUGUGUUUGUGUCAUCUUCUGCGUGGGAAAUUACAGCGCCGGAGCACAAUACUGUGUGUGUGUGUCUGUGUGUGUGUGUGUGUGUGUGUGUGUGUGUGUGUGUGUCUGUGUGUGUGUGUGUGUGUGUGUGUGUGUGUGUGUGUGUGUGUGUGUGUGUGUCUGUGUGUCUGUGUGUGUGUGUGUGUGUGUGUGUGUGUGUGUGUGUGUGUGUGUGUGUGUGUGUGUCUGUGUGUGUGUGUCUGUGUCUGUGUGUCUGUGUCUGUUUGUGUGUGUGUGUGUGUGUGUGUGUGUGUGUGUCUGUGUGUGUGUGUGUGUGUGUGUGUGUGUGUGUGUGUGUGUGUGUGUGUGUGUGUGUGUCUGUGUGUGUGUGUGUGUGUGUGUGUGUGUGUGUGUGUGUCUGUGUGUGUGUGUGUGUGUGUGUGUGUGUGUGUGUGUGUGUGUGUGUGUGUGUGUGUGUGUGUGUGUGUGUGUGUGUGUGUGUGUGUGUGUGUGUGUGUGUGUGUGUGUCUGUGUGUGUGUGUGUGUGUGUGUGUGUGUGUUUGCUGCAACAGAUUGACUUUGUUUUCUCCAACUAUACUUCCUGUUGGGAGCUUCCUCUCUCUCUCUCUCUCUCUCUCUCUCUCUCUCUCUCUCUCUGGGGCGAGUCGGUGCAUGUUAAUGAGGGAGGAGGGAGGGGGCGUGGCUUGUUUCUUUUUUGGCGGUGGGGGGGGGUUAAUAUCUGGCACGCCACCUCCCGUCUUCUAUUCUGGGUUCAGGGGAGGUUCCCCGUCGGCUGGGUGUACCCGCUGCAGUGGGGCCCCUCUCUCUCUCUCUCUCUCUCUCUCUCUCUCUCUCUCUCUGUGUCUAUAUAUCUAAGUCUCUCGCCCCUCGCUCGCCCCCCCCUUCCUGUACGUGCAGCUGAGCAUUCGCCAGAUGCCAUCCAACUUAGCCUCCCACCCAGGAGCCCUUUGUCCCCCCGGUCACCUCCCACCUACAUUUAUUUAUUUUAUAUUGUUGUAAUUUCAGCUGCUUAAUGACCACACUUAUGUUUAUUAUUGUUAUUAUUGUUGUUAUUGUUGUUAUUGUUGUUAUUAUUGUUAUUAUUGUUGUUAUUAUU